Molecule: messenger RNA, 12447 nt
Organism: Plasmodium adleri (nom. inval.)
Lineage: Eukaryota; Apicomplexa; Aconoidasida; Haemosporida; Plasmodiidae
Product: guanylyl cyclase
Exons: 1
Coding region: 1-12447 (4148 amino acids)
Biological process (GO): phospholipid translocation; cyclic nucleotide biosynthetic process; intracellular signal transduction
Cellular component (GO): plasma membrane
Molecular function (GO): nucleotide binding; ATPase-coupled intramembrane lipid carrier activity
Source: RefSeq, a predicted model, not a curated record
AUGUCAGAUAGUAAAAAGAAUUACAACGAAUCUAAUGUACGAUAUAAAGUAAAAUAUUCAGGAAAAAUAUUUGGUAAUAAUAUGAAAAAAUUAAAUGAAAAUAAUAAUAAUGAUUUUACAACUGCUGAAGCAGCAUGGAUGGAAAAAAAAAAAAAAUUAUAUAAAGAUACCAAUAAUCAACCUUUAUGGGAUUUUCGAAAAAUUCAAAUAAAUCCAACAGAAACUGAUGAAUUAAUUAGUUUCCCUUCAAAUAAAAUAUCAUCAAAAAAUUAUGGGAAAUAUUCAUUUAUAUUUAAAGGAUUAUAUGAACAAUUUUUGAGAUUACCAAAUAUAUGGUUUUUAUUAAUUUCUUUAUUAGAAUUCAUCCCACAAUAUCAAAAUUUGAGUAAUUAUAUGUAUUAUUCCAAACAUUCUUCUUUUUUCUUGCUUUUGUUUUUUAUAUGUGUGUCUAUUAUAAAAAAUAUAUAUGAAGAUUCUAGAAGAUCUAAAAUAGAUUAUCAAAUAAAUAAUAGAUUAUGUCAUAUGUUAGAUGGACCAAAUUCACAAUUAAAAGCUGUACGAUGGAUGGAUUUAUCAGUUGGUAGUAUAAUUAGAUUAAUAGAAAAUGAACAAGUUCCUGCAGAUAUUCUUUUAUUAAGUUGUAAUAAUUCAGAAGGAGUUGUAUAUAUUGAAAGUUCAUUACUUAAUGGAGAAACUAAUUUAAAUAAAAAAUAUUGUGUAAAUGAAACAAGAAAUGAAAAUUCUAUUUAUGGAAUAAGUAAUAUUAGAGGAAGAAUAGUUUGUGAAAAACCUAAUAGUAAUAUGGAAUCAUUUAAUGGUUCUUUAAAAUUAGAUGCACAUCCUCGUGCUACUUCUUUAUCUAUUAAUAAUGUUAUAUUUAAAGGUUCUCAUAUUAAAAAUACAGAAUAUAUAUUUGGUGUUAUAUUAUAUACAGGUAAUGAUACAAAAAUUAUGAAAAAUAUAUCUAAUAAUAAACACAAAUUAGGAUAUGUAAAUAAAGAAUUAAAUUCUUAUACUAUUAUCGGUUUAAUAUUUACAUUUAUAUGUGUAUUUAUAUCUGUUUUGUUCAAAUGGACUGAAGACGAUAAAUUUAGAAAUGGUUCUCACUUUUUUUUAAUUACUGUUAAAGAUAAUAUAUGUGAAUCUAUAGUUAAAUACACAUUAUUAUAUUCUAAUAUUAUACCUAUUAGUAUAUUAAUAUCAGUAGAUUUGAUUUCUAUAUUGCAAAGUAUUCUAAUUGAAAAUGAUAAUCAUAUAAGUACAUUCGAAAAUGAUGAAACAUCAGAACCAUCUGUUAUUGAUGAUAUGGAUAAUGAAUUAGGUGAUUUUAAAAUGGAUAAAUCUCGUACCUUUUUUAAAAAAUAUACUUAUUUUUUAAAUAAUCGUAGUAAAAAUUUUACUAACAAUAGAUAUUCCUCUACAAAUACUGAAAGAGUAUCUGAUUUUAGAAAAAGUUUUUUAGGUACCUUUGAUAAAUUAAAAUCACUAAAAGGAUACUUUUAUAGUAUUAAAAGUAGAAUUAAUUCUAAAUCAAAGUCUAAUAAUGUUUAUAAUAAAAGUUCUGUAGUGGGUAGUAUACGUUCAGAUAAAAAUAAACAAACUACAUUUUCAAAAUCUUUCAUAAACAAUUUUCAGCCAACAAACUAUAAUGGGGAUUCCCAAAUGUUAGUUGAUAAUAAUAAUAAUGAUAAUAUUUGUCAAGAAGAAUAUCCAAAUGUAAAUAAUUCCAAAAAUGUUUGUGUGUCUGAAGAUGCAUCAAAUAAUAAAUACAUACAGAAUGAUUACCUACAAAAAAGUGAGGAACAAACUGAGGUUCAUUCAAUAAAUAAUAAUAAUUAUGAUAAUAAAAAUGAGAAUAAUUUCCAAAGUGAUUUUAGUAAUCAUAAUUAUAGAACCAAUGGAUAUAUAACUAAAAGAACUACAAAAGAAGAUAUAUAUAACAAUAAACAUAUAUCAUUAAAUAGUCGAAGUAAAUCUAAUCAAAAAGGAAUAUUAAUAAAUAGUAAUGACAUAAAUCGAAGAAAAAAAAAAAAUCUUGUCCAAAAAAUUUUCCCCUUUUUUCAAAAAAAAAAAACAAACAUCUCAGAAGAUGUAUCUAAAAGAGUUUUUAGAAGAAGUAAACAAUUAAAUAUAAAUCAUUACAAUAGUGAAAAAUAUAAUGAAAAUGAUAAUGAUGAAUAUGGAUGGGGAUUAUGUUUAAAUUCAAAUAUGCAUGGAGAUUUAGGAAAUGUAGAUUUCAUAUUUACAGAUAAAACAGGAACAUUAACAAACAAUAAUAUGACAUUUAAUAUGUGUUCUAUAGCAGGAAAAACAUAUGGAUCCAAAUGUAAAAAUAAAAAAAAAAUAUAUAAUGUCUCUAAAUCUAAUAAAGAUAAUAAACUGAGUUCUUAUGAUAAAAAUAUAUUUAAGAAGAAGUUUUCUUCUGAAGCAUCUAUAAAGAAAAUUUCAUUUCUUAUGGAUUUUUCAAAUAAUGUGAGUUCAAAAAAUGAUCUAACACUUGAUGAUCCCACUGAAUUAAUUUCUGACGGGGGAAAUAAUUACCUUAGGGAUAAUUAUGAACACACAUCUGAUAAAAACAAUGGUAACAACAGAAACAGAGAUAGUGAAAAUAACAGCAACAAUAAUAAUAAUAUUAAUAAUAAUAAUAAUAAUAAUAAUAACAAUGAUUAUAAUAUUAAUAAUGAUUAUAUUAAACAAAAUGGUGAAAGUAAUAUAUAUAAUAACCAGAAUGAUACAUUUAAUACACAAAACAAUAUCUAUGAUGCAAACAAUGAUAUAUAUUAUGAUCAAUAUAAUAAUGCGAAUGAAGCAAACAUAAAAAAUAAUAACGCAAAUCAUCAUACAAAUUCGAAAAGUAAUAAAAAGAAUUCUAUAAUCAACACAUCGGAUAUAUUAAAUAAUAAUAAUGAUCAAAAAAUAAAUAAUUUAAAAUACAAAUCUAGCUCUUCAUGGAAUAGUAAAGUAAAAAAAUCAAGUUAUAUCAAUUUGAAUUCAUAUAAUAAAUAUCAAUCCUUUCAAAAUUCGUCUAUUUUAUCUUCUUCUUUAUCAUCUACAUGUUCAUCAGAAACUGAAGAUGAAAACGUAUCACAAUUGAUGGAUUAUAGCUCCUCAAAUUAUGAUAAUGUAGAUAUAAAUAAUGAUAUGGAUAGUACUAAAACCUAUUCUCAUUAUACAGAACAAAAUUAUUAUAAUAGUUUAAAAGAUGAAAAUUUUGAAAUCAAAAAACAAAAACAAAAACAAACAAACAAACAAACUAAAAUUAUAGAACAAAAUCAAAAUGGUGAAUGGGAAGAUAAUAGAUAUACACAAGAAUCAAUAAAGAAUCAAUAUUUUUUUGAUAGGAAUUAUCAAAAUUUUUUGAUGAAACAAAAUUCUCCCAGACCCAAAAGUUUUAGAUUAAAUAUGAAUUCCAGUUCUGUUAAAGUAAGGUGUGAUUUUAAUGAUACAAAAAUAUAUAAUGAUUUAAAUUCUCAAAGUUGGAGAGGAUAUUACAUUGAUGAAUUUUUUAAAUGUAUGACUUUAUGUCAUGCUGUUACUCCAUUUAUACAAUUUGAUUAUAUAAGAAAUAAACAUUUAACAUAUACGAAUUCUAGAAGUUCCAAGGGAAUUUCUAAUAAUAUGGACAGAUACAAUAUAAACAACAACAAUAAUAAUUUUAACAAUAAUUUUAACAAUAAUAAUAAUAACAAACAGUUUUCUAAUGAUUAUAUGAAGAAUAAAAAUGAUAUGAUUUUCGAAUCAUCCACAGAUUAUCACGCUAACCAAGAUGACGCGAAAAGAAAAAGAGAAAAAACACUUUUUAAUAAUGUAAGUCAUUGUGGAGACAUGCAUGAAUAUAUGGAUAAUAAAAAAUAUAGAAUGAAAAGAAGCCAAACAUGCAGCAAUAAUAGAAAAAUAUUUUCUAAUCAAAGAACCCUACACGAUUAUACAUAUAGGAAUAAUAACGUGAAAAAUAAAAAUAGUUAUUUAAGAAAUAAAAUAAAAUCAAAAAUAUUCCUUGAUAAAAGUUAUCGAAAGAAAAAAAAAAGUUCUGUAACUUAUAAAGGAUCAGAUAUAUAUAAAGGACUUGAAAAAAAAGAAACUAGCAGAUGGAAAAGGUUAUUAUAUAUGAAAGGAAGUAACAAUAGAAAUAUAUUCUCAAGGAUAAAAGAUUUUAAAUCAAAUAGUAUAAUUUAUAAUAACCAGGAUAAAAGUAAUGAUUUUAAGAAUUAUUAUUUUAAUAGUAAUAAUAAUAAUAAUAAUAAUAGUGAAAAAAUUAACAGAUCAUUUAAUAAAAGACAUAGUGCUGUUUCUUUUAAGCAAAUAUCAAAAGAAAAAUUAAUACCUAUAAAUAAUCUUAUAAGUAAUAGAUAUGAUGAAGAAACAUAUCCCAACGAAGAGUCUUCUUUUAGUAAAAAAAAAAAGAAAAAUUCAGAAAUUGUAUCAUUUGCAAGUGGAAAGAGUGAUUUAGGAUUCGAAGAAAGAACAGAAUCACGAAUAGCAGAUAAAAAUAUGGAACUCUCUUAUAAUGAAUUAGAAAAAUAUAAAUACAUGAAACAUAUAGAUAGUAAUAAUAAAUAUAUUAAUAAUAAUAAUAACAGUAUGCAUAUGAGUCAUAUGAGUAGUAAUAAUAACAACUUUGAAUCACAUAUAUAUCUGGAUGCUAUAAAAUAUCAAUCGAGUUCAUUAGACGAAGAGUGCCUUAUAUAUAGUUCAAGUUUUUUAGGAUAUAGAUUAGUAUUAAGAAAUAAAAAUACCAUGUGUAUUGAGAUUGAUGGUUCAUUUAAUAAAUGGUCCAUUAUAGGUGUUAAUGAAUUUACAAAUAGAAGAGGGAAAAUGUCUAUUGUUGUAAAACCUGACUCAAUGGAAUAUGGAUCAAUAUUAUAUGUAAAAGGUUCGGAUUCAUCUAUUUUAUCCUUACUAAAUUUAAAAUAUAGUAAAUUUUUAGAUAGAAAAAUGUCAAGAAAGAGAAGAAAUAAAAACGUACAGAAAUAUAAACAAAAACAGGAAGAAUAUAAUGAAUUAAAAACUAAUGAUAUUAAUAUAGAAGAAUUCCAAAAAAGUAAAUCGCUCAGUUUGAAAAAUUUUAAGAAUAACAGACCGAAGGUUUUAUUUGGUGAAUAUACCCUAGAUAGUAAUAACAACAACAUAAACAAAAAUGAUAAAAAUAAUAGUAACCAUAAUAGUAAUAAUAAUAGUAAUUAUUAUUAUAAUUAUCAUUAUGAUUAUAAUAAUUUAGAUGCAAUGGAAAAUGAAAAAUACUCCUAUGCAUAUGAAGACAAAGAAGAUUGUUAUGAUACAAAUAAUGGUGAUAGUAUUAAAUAUAAAGAACGUUAUCGAAGAUUAGAAAAACAAUUACGUAAAUUUUCGGUGAAAGGAUUAAGAUCUAUGAUUUUUGCAUUUAGGUAUUUAAGUGAAGAAGAAACAAUUAGAUAUAAAAGAAUGUAUAAUGAUGCUUGUUCAUCUAUAUAUAAUAAACAAGAAAGAUUAGAAAAGGUUGCAGAGGAAUUUGAAAAGGAUUUAAUAUAUUUAGGAAUAACAGGUGUAAAAAAUGGUUUACAAGAAAAAGUACCAAAAACAAUUGAUAUAUUAAAUCAAUCAGGUAUACGAAUAUGGAUGUUAACUGGUGAUAAUGUUGAAUAUUCAUUACAUAUUUCAUUUUUAUGUAAAUUUUUAAAUAAACAUACGAAAAUAUUUCAUGCUAUGUUAGAAAAUACUAAUACGAAAAAAUUAAAAAGAGAAGGUAUGGCAUUAUAUGAAUUAUUUCAAUUGGAGAAAGAAGAAAAGAAACCAUAUGAAAAUUUAUGUUUAUUAGUUAAUGGUCGAAAUUUACAAACCUUCUUAAAUUAUACGGAUUUACAAACACACUUUUUAAAUAUGGCUUGUACAUGUGAUGUUGUUAUAGCUUGUCGAAUUACAGCAAAACAAAAAGCAUUUUUAGUACAGUUAAUAAAAAAUAGAUUAUAUCCAACUCCAAAUACAUUAGCUAUAGGAGAUGGUGCAAAUGAUAUAGCAAUGAUACAAGAAGCAAAUAUAGGUGUAAGUAUAAUGACAUCAGAUUGUAUUAUAUCUGCUGGAUAUUCAGAUUAUUGUAUAAAGAAAUUUUGUUAUUUAAGGAAAUUAUUAUUUAUAUAUGGAUCAAAACAUUUAUAUACUAUUAGUAUUAUAUUAUAUUGGAAUUUUUUUAAAAACAUACUUCUUAUAUUACCAAUUUUUUUUUAUCAAGCUUAUGCUUCUUGGAGUUGUGUAAAAAUUUAUCCAGAAUUAUUAUAUACCUUUUUUAGUAUAUUUUGGGUUUUUAUACCUAUAAUAUAUUAUAUGUUUUUACAACAUAAUUUAAAUUAUGAUAUUUUAUAUAAUAUACCAUUAUUUUAUGCCUUAAGUAGAAGAAAAUAUAAUAUGAAUUGUUUUAAAUUCUUACCAUGGAUUUUUGAAGCCAUAUUUUAUUCAAUGAUUAUAUACUUUUUUGCAUAUGCAGCACUUAAAGAAAAUUCUCAUUUGAAUAAUGGUGAAGUUAUUACAAUUAAUACAUUUGGCAAUAUAUGUUUUAUAGGAUGUCUAUUGAUUUCAAUAUUACGAUUAUUUUUAGAAGGAUCCUUAUGGUCUCCAUCUAUACUUAUAACAUGUUUCGGUUGCUUUUUAUUUGUUUUUUUCCCAUCUAUUCUUUUUAUAUGUUUUGCAUAUUUAUCAAAUGAAUAUAUAAGAGAAGUUUUCAGACAAACAUUUUUGUGGGCUCCUUUAUAUGUACUAUUAAUAUUAUGGUUUAGUACGUGUAUUAUUUCAUAUAUGUUUAUUAAUUUUACAAAAUCCAUAUUAUUUCCAAAUAUAUAUAAUGUUGUAAAUCAUUGGUUAUUUGAACAAUAUCAAGAAAAACAUAAUAAAAAUAAAUACAUUUUCUCCAUGUCUGGUAAGAAUAAAUUUAUAAAAUUGAGAAAAUUUGGAAAAAAACUAAAAUAUAAAUUUAAAAGAAAUUAUAGUAAGAAAUAUGAUACGAAUGUGGUAAGACAAAAUACUUUGGAUCAUCAUUCUUUUAAAUCUGUACAGGAUCAGAGUAAAUGCAAUGAGCAAUUUAUGAAGGAACCUUUUUUUUCUAAUUCUUUGCUAAAGUCAAAGAAUUGUAAAUUUGAAAAGGAUCCUUCUUAUAGUAAAUCAAAUAUUCAUAUGGAUGAAGAGCAAAAGUAUAAAGGAUUAAAAGUUGUGUUAUCAGAGCAAGUUGUUCAUGCGAAGGAAAAUUUAGUUUCCUUUAAGAAUGAAAAAAAAAAAAAAAAAAACAAUAAAAUUACAAGCAUGAAUGUAAAUGAGAGAAUAAUUAAAAAUAAUAAUAAUAUAAAAAAUAAUGAUGAUAAUAAUAAUAAUAAUAUUCAAAAUAAUGAUCAUAAGAAAAACGAAUUUAAUGAUAACCAUACUCAAUACAAUAAUAAUAAUAAUAUAUUUAAUCAUAAACAAGUUGAUCAAAAUAAUCUCUCCAUUAAGAACCAAAACAAUAUUAGGUUAAAUAAAAAUGAAACGGAUUAUAUAAAACAGAGUGAAGAAGAUUAUGAAAUCAAUCCUAAUAUUACUUCUUUAAGAAAAAGAGAAUGUAUAAAUGAUGCAAAAUAUAUUGAUAAUAAAUCAUAUGACAAUAAAAUAUCCAGCCACCAUGAUGAAAAAGAUGGGUUUAAAAGUGAUGAUAGGAGUUUAAUUAAUAGUAAUAUAAUGGAUUAUAAAAACGAAUUCACAGAAAAUGAUACAACAUAUAGUUUUAACGAUAGUCAUAUGUUUUAUGAUAUACCAUCAAAUUCUAAGGUAACAAAAGAUUAUAAAGUAAUUAAUUCCAGAAUAGAUGAAUCUAUAAUGGCUGAUAUGAAAAACUGUUUAAAUCCAUUGAAAAAUACAUUUUUAGUAGAUUUAUUACCACCUGGAAAAAGAUUCAGAAUAAAUGAAGAACAUAUAUAUUUUAAAAAUAAUGAACGUAUGGAAAAUAUACCUGAAGCUUUAGAUGUCAAUAAAAAAUAUUAUCAUAUAAUUCAAAAUAGAGCUGAAUAUUAUGAUAAUGAUUCACUUUCGGAAUUUUCCUAUACUAGUUCAAAUAGUUCAAUUAAUAAUAAAAAGAAAAAUGAAAAUACCCAAAAAGAAAUUGUUAAAGUCAGUCAUUUGAUUAAUAGAUUUACAUUGGCAUUUAAAGAUAUGCAAUUAGAAUCAGGAUUUCAAAUACAUAAAAAAAAUAAAUUUUAUAAAACAUUUACACCUUGGUAUCGUUUUAUAUUUUUAUUAUUAGGAGUAUUCUUUUUAUAUGUUUGGAAAUUAGAAUCAUCUUUGAGCCAAUUAUGGAAUAUGCCAUCAGAUGCAUCUACUGAUUUAUUUAUAUUAUUCUUAUCACUUUUAUUAGAAUUAGUUUUAUUAGCUGCUACUGUUACAACAUUUUUCCCUAAUAUAUUUAUAGAAAAUUUUAAUAAAAUUAUUAGUGCUGUCGUUAUAUUAAUAAUAACUUACCAUGUGGUUAGCUAUUCCGUAACACAUAUCGAUGGAGUAUUUCAAGCAGUUCUAUUUCCAUUAUAUACUUUUGUUAUAUUAAGAUUACCUUUUGUGAAUGCCGUUUUAUGUAAUAUUAUAUUUUUAGGCUUAUUCAUUAUACGAUUUAAUGGUGAUCAUUUUUUAGAUAAAAAAGGGUUAGCACAUUAUAUACCCCUAUUUAUUGGUGUUGAUGUUUUUGUUGGCUUUGUCGGUUAUCGAUUAGAGUAUAAUCAAAGAAAAAAUUUCUUAUUGGAAUAUUCAGUAGAAUCAUCAAGAAGAAAACAAAGAGAAAUUUUAAAUACAAUGUUACCCCCUUUUGUUGUUGACGAAAUGAUAUAUUCAGAAUUAAAUGAAGAAGGUAUCCCUAUUUCAUUAAAAGCAGAGGAUAUUAGUACUGUCACCAUAAUUUUUUGUGAUAUAUAUGAUUUUCAAAAUAUUGUGGCCAGUAUUGAACCUACUCGUCUAGUGGAAGUAUUAGACAGAUUAUUUUUAUGUUUUGAUAAAUGCACUGAACAAUUUAAUUGUACAAAAAUUGAAACAGUUUUUGAAACAUAUUUGGCAGCUUGUGGUUUGGUAAAAAGAGAAAAGGACGAAGACGAGUUGGAAAAUAAUACAUAUAGUAAUAAUAAUAAUGAUAAUAUAAAUAAUGAUAAUUAUAAUAGUAAAAGGAGAAAAAAUAAAAAUAACAACAACAACAACAAUAAUAAUAAUAAUAAUAUUAAUACUUCUGAUGAUGAUGGUGAUUUUUUUGAUGAAGAUGAUACUAAUAAUCAACAUGUGUAUACCCAAAUGAAAGGUCAAGAAGAUGCACAUGAUUCUAUAGAUUUUGCUUUGUCCAUUCUUCAUGUAAGUAGUCAUAUUAAAUAUGAAAAUUCCAAAAUGAUGUUAAAGAAAAAUGAUUCAUUUGAUGAUACUAAUGAUGAUACACAUAAUGUAAAUGACUCAUUCAAUAAAGAGGAAAAUGAAAAUGAUAAUACUAAUAAUGAUAAUAACAAACCAACAAGUAUACGAGUCAAAGUAGGUAUACAUUCAGGACGAAUUAUUGCAGGUGUUGUUGGUUCAAAGAAACCACAAUAUGCCCUUUUUGGUGAUACUGUUAAUACAGCUUCAAGAAUGAAAACCACAGGUAAACCUGAUUAUAUACAUAUAUCUGAAGCUACGUAUAAUUUAGUUAAAGAUGAUAAAACAUUAAUAUAUGAAAAGAAAGAAACAGAAAUCAAAGGAAAAGGUAUCAUGACAACCUACCUAUUGACAUCAGUGAUUGGUUUAAAUUAUCCAUUUGUUCGUGACGAUGUAGAACAAAAAGGUCAUUUUAUAUCAGAAUUAUAUGAAGAUGAUUUAAGUAAUAAUCUAAAUUAUGAUAAGACUCAAAAUAUUAUUGGUUUUUAUUCAAAUAAAAUUAAUCAAAAUAAUGAUGGUAAUAUAAAUGAAGGUAUAAUAAAUAAUAAUAUGAAUACAUUUAAUACAAUCGAUGGAGAUACUAAUAAUUAUUAUGUAAAUCUUAAAGAUUUAUCUUUAAAUGAUUUACCUAAUGAAUAUAUUAAAGAUGUGAAUACACAUUAUUGUGAAAUUAUAAAAUUAAGAAACCUCAAAAUAGGAACAGCUGUGGGAUAUCAAUUAAAACAAAAAGAUAUUUAUAAUAUGACAUUUUUAAAUAAUGGACUUAAUAAUGAUACAGGAACAAAUUUUAAUCCAUAUAUUGAAAGUCAUAAAGAUUUUGAUGAUAUAAAAGAUCUACGUAUUGGAAUGAAUAAACUUUCUAUAAGUGAUUCAUUAUAUUAUUUGAAUGAAAAUGUAAUAAGAAAUGAACCAACAAAUGAAUACAAAAAUAAAGUAAAAAUAAAAAGUGUAAAUACAAAUAAGAGAGGCUAUGAAUAUGGACAUUUAAACGAAGGAAAUAUUAUAAAUCCUAAUAAUGAUUACCCUAACGGACAAAUGGUUGAAGAAGAUGAUGAUUUAUUAUUAAAUAAUCAUCAUAAUAAGACAAAUGUAAAUAAUAAUAUAUAUGAUGUAAGUAAAGAACUAAUUGAACAUAAUGAAGAAGAUUACAAAAACAUAUUAAUGUGUUCAAAAAAGUGUGAAAAUUGCAAUGAAAAUUAUUGUACUCCAAAUGAUUGUAAUAAUCAUGAUCAUGUAUAUCAUGUAAUGUAUCAUAGAAAGUUGAGUAAUAUAAAAAAAAAUUAUUUGAAAAAUAUAAGAAAAGAUGCAAAUAUUAAAAAGGAUAUAGAAAAAGAAGAAUUAAGUAAGAUACAUUCAAAUAAAAAAUCAUUUAAUUUUUUUUAUUUAUUUUCUUAUAUAUUGAAUAUUUUCCCAUUUAUCGGAAAAAUAAAUAAAGAAGAAAAUAAUAAAUCAUAUAAAAAAGGAGAACAAGAUAAAUCAUCUAAAAGAAUAAUUGCUUUAAAUAGUGAAUGGAUAUUCUUAAAAUUUAGUGAUAAAAAUUUAGAAGCAAAAUAUAGAGCACAUUUUUAUAGUAACAAAUCUAAUAUCAAUUCAAUUGAACAAGCCUUAAUUAUAUUUUUAGUUACAUUUGUUAUGCAGACUUUAAUAUCUAGUACUGUAUCUAUAGUAUUUGUUGAUCAUAAAAGAGCAACACAAACAUUACAUAUAAACUAUUUUGCUUAUUGGUCAGUUCGAUCAGUAUAUACAUUUUUUGGAUUUGUGUUAUGGCUUUUAUUUCAUUAUAGAACACGGCCUGAAGUAUCAUCUUUAUUAAACAUAAAAUGGAUGAUAUUCUUCUUAAAUUUAUUAUUCAUAUCAGCUGCUUGUGUAUUUUCAAUAGCAUAUUUAUGGGCUAUAUCAGAAACAGAUCAGACAACAUCAUAUACCAUAUGGAUGACAAAUGAUACUAUUGAAUUUUUUUUUUAUUUAGUUAUAUUACAUCAUAAUACAGGAAUGUUAUUCCAAACGUGUAUCUUAGUAGAUUUGUUAUUUAUUACUAUGUCAUUAACAUUUAUAGCAACUAGUGUUGUAAAAACAAUAACAACUGAUUCGACUGUGUUAUUAAUACCUUGGUAUGUAGCUUUUAAUUUAAUUUCCACCUAUUGUAAAGAAUCAAUAGAUAGACGAACUUUUUAUGCAAAUGAAAGUGCAAAGAAAACAGAAAAUCGAGCAACAGAACUUUUAAAUGAUAUGUUACCCAAACAUGUAUUAGAAGAAUUUCAACAAGAUAAAUUAAAAUUAGCAUAUACACAUGAUAGAUUGACAUUUCUUUUUGCUGAUAUUUGUGGAUUUACAUCGUGGGCAAAUGGUGUGGAUGCAUCUGAAGUUUUAACAUUGUUACAAAAGUUAUUUGCAAAAUUUGAUAACGAUAGUACAAAAUAUGGAUUAUAUAAAUUAUGUACUAUUGGGGAUGCUUAUGUAGCUAUUAGUGAACCUGUUACUGAAGAUAAUAAGGAUUAUGAUCCAGUUGAUGGUACUGAACGUGUUUUAGAAAUGGCCUACUCUAUGAUUAGAAUUAUUAAAGAAAUAAGAGAAAAAUUAUUUAUUCCAAAUUUAAAUAUGAGAAUUGGAUUACAUUAUGGUUCAUGUGUAGGUGGUGUUAUUGGUUCAGGGAGAUUAAGAUAUGAUCUUUGGGGUAUUGAUGUAUUAACAGGAAAUUUAAUGGAAAGUAAUGGUAUACCUGGAAAAAUUAAUGUAUCUGAAACACUUAAAAAUUUCUUAUUACAACAAUUUAAAAAUAGAUUCAUUUUUAAACCACAUACAACAAUUAGGGUUAUAUACAAAGAUGUCAAAUGUUUUAUUAUUACAGAUAAAAAAGAAGUAGAAUCCUCAAACAACUCGAAAUUAUUACAAAAUAAAAACUAUCUACUUAAUAAAAAAUUUAGCACACAAAAUUAUUUAGUCAAAAAUAUAUUUGCCAAGAAAAAACACUCAAGUAUCUCUUCUAAGAAUAUUCAUUCGUAUGAUGAAAAAAAAAAGAAGAAAAAAAAUGAUUUAUUCUAUAUAAAUGUGAACGAUCCCCAGUCAAAUUGUUAA